Messenger RNA from Bufo bufo (common toad), 442 nucleotides. Its product is annotated as nicotinamide N-methyltransferase-like. NCBI's taxonomy places the organism in Eukaryota, Metazoa, Chordata, Amphibia, Anura, Bufonidae. The coding region runs from base 47 to 427 and encodes 126 amino acids. The transcript is spliced from 3 exons. Gene Ontology annotation, molecular function: N-methyltransferase activity. Gene Ontology annotation, cellular component: cytosol. The record is from RefSeq and is a predicted model, not a curated record.
AACACCACCGUGGAGAGAGUCACCAUCUGCGACACAAGAGUUGACAAUGGAUUCCAAUACCUACAAGCUCUAUCACAAAGACUGCUUUGAUUCCAGAGAAUAUCUGGACACUUACUUCUUAGAUAAAGAUGACAUGGUCUUUGGGGAGGAUUCCUUGUUAUUUCCCAUAGAACAUCUUAGAAAAACUUUUGCAUUUGGUCAUAUUAAAGGAGAUAUCUUGAUUGACCUCAGCAUUGGUUCUAUACCUUAUCAUCUGUAUUCAUGCUGUGAGUUUUUCAAAGACAUCAUAGUGCUCAAGGUCAGUGACCGAUGCAUCAUGGAGCUGAAAAGAUGGGUGGACACACGUACAGGAGCAUUUGAUUGGAGCCAUGCAACAAAACUUCAUGUAGACACAGAAGGAAACAGGCUGAAGUUCAAUGGCAGAUAAUCUCAUGGUGGCGUU